AGGUCACCAGCAAUUUGGGUUUUGUCAGGCUGGCACCAGUGGUUUACUGUUGGAUGAUGAAGCAGUACUUGGGGUGCCUGGACCAUACACAUGGCGUGGAACAGUCCACACUUCUAAUAUCUCUGAUGACUUUUUGCUCAAGGAUAAAACACAGUAUUUUGGCCCAGUUACUGAAAAUGACUCUCCUGUGGACAAGUACAGUUACUUAGGGUACUCUGUGACAGCAGGACGCUUCUUUGGUAAUUACAUGUCGUAUGUUGGUGGUGCACCAAGGGCUAAUGGAACUGGCGAAGUUGUGUUUUUUACCCGGGAAAAGAUUGGUGUGAGUCUCUUGCGAGUAGACUUGAUACUAAAUGGGGAAAUGUUUGCUUCAAGCUAUGGAUUUGAAGUUCUCGCUUUGGAUAUUAAUGGAGACAGGUCAGUAGUAAUGCACACAUUUACUCUACAUUUAAUUAAGUUUAAUAAUAUUAAUAACAUUUAA
Molecule: messenger RNA, 481 nt
Organism: Cherax quadricarinatus
Lineage: Eukaryota; Metazoa; Arthropoda; Malacostraca; Decapoda; Parastacidae
Source: RefSeq, a predicted model, not a curated record